Dentiscutata heterogama is the source of this 144-nucleotide messenger RNA. The record is from the annotation of a GenBank genome assembly. Lineage: Eukaryota; Fungi; Glomeromycota; Glomeromycetes; Diversisporales; Gigasporaceae.
UUUAAUGAAGAUAAGUUUGAGUUAGAUGUAUUGGGUAUGGCAGAAAAUUUACAUAACUCAGAUUUUGAAUUCAAUUUAAGCAUAUUAAAUCAAUCUACAUCACAAAAUAUUAGCAUCACUAUUACAAAUAGUUUAGAUAAAUAA